This is a messenger RNA of Didymosphaeria variabile, 894 nucleotides long. RefSeq lists its product as uncharacterized. NCBI's taxonomy places the organism in Eukaryota, Fungi, Ascomycota, Dothideomycetes, Pleosporales, Didymosphaeriaceae. Gene Ontology annotation, molecular function: GTPase activity. Bases 1 to 894 code for a protein of 297 amino acids. The record is from RefSeq and is a predicted model, not a curated record. The transcript is spliced from 2 exons.
AUGAGCAAGUACGGCACGCUGGUCAUGGGCCCCGCCGGCGCCGGCAAAUCCACCUUUUGCGCCUCCCUCAUCCAGCAUCUGCAGAACAACAAGCGCCCGUGCUUCUACGUGAACCUCGACCCCGCCGCCGAAGACUUCGCCUUCGAGCCAGACCUCGACAUCAAGGACCUCAUCAGCCUCGAGGAUGUCAUGGAGGAGAUGAGCCUGGGGCCCAACGGCGGCCUCAUCUACUGCUUCGAGUUUCUCAUGGAGAACCUCGACUUCCUGACGGAUCCGCUCGAGGAGGUCACCGACGAGUACUUGAUCGUCUUCGACAUGCCUGGCCAGAUCGAGCUGUACACACACGUGCCCAUUCUGCCAGAUCUCGUCAAAACACUGAUGCGCGGCUCGCUGAACAUCAACAUGUGCGCCGCGUACCUGCUCGAGGCAACCUUCAUCGUCGACCGCCCCAAGUUCUUCUCUGGCACACUCUCUGCCAUGAGUGCCAUGUUGAUGCUGGAGAUGCCCCACAUCAAUAUCUUGAGCAAGAUGGACCUGGUCAAGGGCCAGGUGGCGAAACGGGAGCUGAAACGCUUCCUCGACCCUGACCCAGGGCUUCUAGAAGAUGACCCUACGCGCAAGGUGAAGGGAGAGGAGCAAGAAGAGACGAAAGGCUACCAAGACCCAGGCGAGACCAAGAGCGUGAUGAGCGGGGCCUCGUUUGACAGGCUAAACAAGGCUGUAGCCCAGCUGAUCGACGACUUCAGCAUGGUCUCAUUCCUGAAACUAGAUGCGCAAGACGAAGACAGCCUUGGUGCCGUCCUUAGCUACAUCGACGACGCGAUUCAAUAUCAUGAAGCCCAGGAGCCCAAAGAGCCUAAAGACGAGUUUCUCGAGGCGUCCAUGGACGGCUGA